GAUAUUGAUCGAUCACGGAGCUGAGAUCAAUUGCACCAUGAGGACAGCCCGAGGGCAAUUGAUUACGCCGCUGGACGCGGCCCUGCGUCGGGGCAAUCGGGGCUGCGCUAAAUUCCUGCAACUUCACGGCGGAUUGGCGGCCGCCAAACUCACCGACAGCCGGGCCCUGCAACGAGCCCUCAGCCAGGCCUACACGGAGAACCAGCGACGGGUGUCGGUGAUUGUCCACAACAACGCCGAGAUGAUGGACUACCCGACCGACAGUCAAAUGUCGGGCCGGUCGUCGAUGGUUCAACUUCCGCAUUUGGCCGGACACAAGAGCCGCACUGUCUGCCGACUGGAGGACAGCGCCACUCAGACGCAAGUGGAAGAAUCUUUCUUCAGCGAGAACAAGGACGGAGCAGAGAUCCAGCUGUCGAGCGCUGGAGUGAGACUGGGCGAAACAGAGAGCGGAUUGAGACGUCGGAGGAUCAGGCGUCGAGCCCAGCAGAGGCGAUCCUUGACCGAUCCACGCCCACCGCCCAAUGAUGAAGAACUCCGCUGGAAGUCGCGUCAGCGCUACUCUGACGAUUCCGGAUCGGAAAGUGACGAUGAGCAGCACCUGCCUGGAUCGCGUUACCACCAACAGCAGAGACCCAAUUUGUCGCAGUACGUGUCGGACGGUGGCGCUCCUGGGACGGGCGGAAGCGGUGGCGACGGAAGCGGAAGACUCAACGGAAGCAGUCACGGCCUCGGCAACAUCAACACGGUCCAUUUGGAGCCGAUCGUCAAAUCCAGCCAAGUGGCCACCGAUUUGGCCGUCAGAUCCCAGUCGAUCCUGUCCAAUGUCGGGACGGAGAGUUCCGGCCAAAAGGAUUCCGGAUUCAGUGACCUGGUCGGUCGCUCGGAGUAGGACAUUAAUUCGUCGGCGCUGAUCCGCCGGACCGAUUCGGCCACUCUGCUUCUGCUGGAUCACAUCCGCUCGCCGUCGGAGCAGCAGAUGAGGAACGG
This is a messenger RNA of Daphnia pulicaria, 990 nucleotides long. RefSeq lists its product as uncharacterized. Bases 38 to 892 code for a protein of 284 amino acids. NCBI's taxonomy places the organism in Eukaryota, Metazoa, Arthropoda, Branchiopoda, Diplostraca, Daphniidae. The transcript has 3 exons. The record is from RefSeq and is a predicted model, not a curated record.